Messenger RNA from Tupaia belangeri chinensis (Chinese tree shrew), 1029 nucleotides. Its product is annotated as olfactory receptor 8H1-like. The transcript is spliced from 2 exons. NCBI's taxonomy places the organism in Eukaryota, Metazoa, Chordata, Mammalia, Scandentia, Tupaiidae. Gene Ontology annotation, cellular component: membrane. The record is from RefSeq and is a predicted model, not a curated record. Bases 1 to 1029 code for a protein of 342 amino acids. Gene Ontology annotation, biological process: G protein-coupled receptor signaling pathway. Gene Ontology annotation, molecular function: olfactory receptor activity; G protein-coupled receptor activity.
AUGGGUGGAAGGAAUAACACAAAUGUGCCUGACUUCAUCCUUACGGGCUUGACAGACUCCAGAGAGAUCCAGCUGGUCCUCUUUGUGGUAUUUUUCCUGGUAUACCUCAUUACUGUGCUGGGAAAUGCAGGGAUGAUAUUGAUAAUCCGCUUGGAUCUUCACCUUCACACUCCCAUGUAUUUUUUCCUCACUCAGCUGUCAUUUCUUGACCUCAGUUACUCAACAGUCAUCACCCCUAAAACCUUAGAGAACUUAGUGACUUCUGUUAAGUAUAUCUCAUUCACAGGCUGCUUCACACAACUGUACUUUUUUGUCUUUUUGGGCACCACUGAAUGCUUUCUUCUCUCUUCCAUGGCCUAUGAUCGCUAUGUAGCUAUUUGCAAGCCUCUGUAUUACUCGAUUACUAUGUCCGCAGAACUCUGCUGUGCCCUCAUCACUGGGUGCUAUGUGAUUGGUUUUAUAGAUGCCUUGGUCAGUGUGCUCUGCAUGGUAAAACUGCAUUUCUGUGACUCCAAUGUAAUCCACCACUUCUUCUGUGACACAACCCCGAUUUUGGCUCUGUCCUGCACUGACACAUACAACACUGAGGUCAUGAUAUUCAUUAUUGCUGGUUCCACCCUAAUGGUAUCCCUUACUGCAAUAUUUGUGUCUUAUGUGUUCAUCCUCUCUACCAUCCUGAAAAUCAAUUCCACUUCAGGGAAGCAAAAAGCCUUCUCAACUUGUGCCUCCCAUCUCCUGGGAGUCACCAUCUUUUAUGGUACUAUGAUUUUUACUUAUUUAAAACCAAGAAAGUCCUACUCUUUAGGAAAGGAUCAAGUGGCUUCUGUUUUUUAUACUAUUGUCAUCCCUGAUGCCAGGAUUCAUGGACACAAACAGGGGCUGGAUUCAAUCUCAAUAUUUGCUAAAGUGAAUAGGAGUACAGUAAGAGCAUGCAGAGUAAACCUAUCUGGGAACAAUAAGAGUCAAUAUUUAAUAGCUCUUACUCUGUAUGUUAAACUUUCUCUACUCUUUCUCUCAGCUGUGAAAUAA